UUUAUGGCAAGCGUUGCGUUUCAAAGACAGUUGAGUUUUGGUUUUGGCUCGAAUUGGAGGCUCUGUAGCCGGGUGCGUGUUCUAUCGUUGUUUCAAUUGUUCAGUUAUGGUUAAAGUGCGCAAAUUAAGCGUAAUAGGCGAGCUCCAAAUGUGCCCCAAUGGCCUGUAAAUGUGGUCCAUAAAUCAGAAUACAUUUUGCACUCCGAAUUUUCAAAAUACGACCUGACAAUGAUUGCUUUAAAUUGGUUCGAUGUGAUACCCGUCGCGACUUCUGUGGUUUUCAUUUUUCUUGUGCAAGUUUUCAAUGUCUAUUGGCAUAUACUGACCGAUGAUAAUGCGGAAGAUAUCGAGAAAAUAACAUGCCUGCCAGUGGAUACAAGUGCAACGACACCAUCAUCGUCAUUAUCGUCAGCCAAUGUUAUAGCCAAUGGCAAUGGCAAACUGGAGAAGCAGGCGAGCAUUUUGGAUACCGAUAGUGCCAUUUCAUUGUCCUCUGCCAACAAUCCUGCAACAUCCGCAACAACAACGAAUUCAUCACCAACAUUAAGCACACACAAUGGUUUCCUCACACACACGCUCAGCUUUGAAACAUUGGGCGAUGAGUACCACGAAGACGAGGACACACUCUCACUGGAGAAUCUCUUUCCGUGCGAUCAAACGGAAAUCUAUGCCUCCAAGAAAAUUAGCUUCAUAAUUGACGAGCUAAUACAAACUGAAGUCAAUUACGUGGCCAAUUUGCGCAAAGGACUCAGCAACUAUGGCAAGUUACAGGACUGUGAGCAUUUGCCAGAUGGACUGCGAGGCGAGGAAAGACAGAAACAGCUGCUGAGCAAUAUAUCCGAGAUAUUGGAGCUGCACGAGCGGGAAAUUCUUCCGCUGAUGUUGCGCAAUCAGCGCGAUCUGAAAGGCCUCUUCGAUGAGUUUGCAGCGCACUUUGAGAAAAAUCAUCUCUAUUGCUACGUCACCUUCACCAUGGGUAAAAAAUCUUCGAUGCAGCUGCGCCAGGAGCACCGUGAAUGGCUGCAGAAUUAUCAAACUUCAAUAAAAGACAAACUGGGCAUUGACAGUUUUCUAGUGCAGCCCAUACAAAGACUGACAAGAUAUCCAUUGCUGUUGCAGCAAUUCAUAUCGGAAUUCUACAAGAGCGGCAUUAGUUGCAAGCCCGUCUUGAGCGCUGUUUGCAAAUUGGAGACCCGCCUGCGCCGCCAACUCGAUGUGGUCAACCAGGCCGAGGAGAUACCCAACAUAGAUGAACUAAAUGAGUUCGAUCUGCUGCAGCAGGGCCACUUCAGACGGGCCACGGAGUUCGAGGCGCAACAUUUUCCCACACGCAAAAAGUAUCGGGCCAAGGUCUUUCUCUUCGAUCGCUGUUUGGUCUGCACGGAGGUGCGAAAGCGUCGUCUGGCCUACCGACAGCACUACAAUUGGGAGCAUGUGGAGCUGCAGCGUCCGCUGGAGCUGGCCACGUCUAAUGCCACUAAGACUAUCACCUUGCUGGUGAAGCUGGACAAGGGUGGAGGCAAACGGGAGGAGUAUUCCUUUGUGGCGGCCGAGGCCUCUGUGGUCAAGCAGUGGCUGCAGGCCACGCACAAGAUAAUCGAGAUUGCGCGCUACGAGUAUGCGAGACGAGACACCUUCUCGUUGCCCAUGGACCUGGUUUUGGGUGUGGGUCUGUCCAUAUGGCUGAUUUGGCAAUACUUGUAGACAAACUCUCGAGUUGUGUGCAGAAUAAAGUUAAGUUGUUUUAAGCAUG
Messenger RNA from Scaptodrosophila lebanonensis, 1753 nucleotides. RefSeq names its product triple functional domain protein. Gene Ontology annotation, molecular function: guanyl-nucleotide exchange factor activity. The record is from RefSeq and is a predicted model, not a curated record. Gene Ontology annotation, cellular component: cytoplasm. NCBI's taxonomy places the organism in Eukaryota, Metazoa, Arthropoda, Insecta, Diptera, Drosophilidae. Gene Ontology annotation, biological process: axon guidance. The transcript is spliced from 7 exons. Bases 229 to 1704 code for a protein of 491 amino acids.